AUGGACAAGCACUCAUCUAUUCAAGAACAACUCAGAACUAUCUGGGCUGAGAAGCGGGUGGUUCUUAUUUGUUUAUUCGUCGCUCUGGCCCAGUUCCAGUACGGCUAUGAUUCUGCCGCUGUGUCAGGAUUCCAAUCCAUGCCCGGAUUCUUGACAGUUUUCGGAUACGUUGAUCCUCUGAAUCCGAUCGGCUACAAUAUCAGCACGAAAGUUCAGACUCUUAUACAAAGUCUGAUCCAGCUAGGCUCCCUAGCAUCUUGCAUCGUCAUCUUCAAGUUCGGAAGCGUUUUCAGCAGCCGAAUGGGUCUAUGGAUUGGUUCAAUUCUAUCCGUCGUUUCCAUUGCCGUUCAAAUUGGGAGCACCCAUGUGGGUGCUUUAUACGUUGGUCGCCUGCUGCUUGGAUUCUCCAACGGCUUCUUCACAACCUAUUCCGCGAUCUAUAUGGGGGAGUCAGCACCCGCUGCUAUUCGAGGCCCUGUGAUCGGAAUGAUAACCUUUCAAGUAUCACUCGGAGCCCUCAUUGGCAUCUUGGUCGACAAUUACACUCAGGUACACAUCGGCCGGAUUUCGUACCAAAUUCCACUCGCAGUCAUGUUUGCCAUUCCAGUCUUACUUUCGAUCGGCCUGGUAUUUUUACCGGAGACCCCUCGAUACUAUGUCUCAAGAGGACGGGAUGCCGAGGCUGCCCAUGCGAUACGAAAGCUUCGUGGAGCCCACAUCGAGGAUCAGAUUGAAGGAGAUGUCCAAGCCAUGAGGGAUGCCUGGAUUGCGGAAACGGAUAUGAACUCAUCGACCAAUUUACUUGAUGCCUUCCGCGGCCCUGACCUUCGACGAACAAUUCUCAGUAUCGCUGCUGCUGUUGGUCAGACAGCCACAGGUAUCAUAUUUAUUUCAGCCUUUUCGGUCUACUUUUUUGUUCAGGCGAAUAUUGGUAGCCCUUUCAAAUGGGUCAUGGUCUCUCUGGCUAUUGCUUUGAUAGGGAACAUGCUGUCUUUUCCAGCCAUGCGAUUCCUUCAUCGCCGAACGCUACUUCUCACGGCAACUUUGCUGUGCUCUGGCCUCAUGAUGGGCAUGGCAAUUGUCUAUACAGUAUCCCCACCAGGGUCAGCAUCUGCUGGUAAAGCAUUGGUUGGGCUCAGCAUCAGCUUCACCUUCAUAUACGGCGUUGGGCAGGGCCCAGUGUUGUGGGCAAUUCAAACAGAAGUUCCAUCACAGAAGCUUCGAUCACAGACCGUUGGGUUUGCACAGGGAGUCAACUUCGUCUUUGCGUGGCUGUCCUCAUACUGCACCCCAUAUUUUAUCAACCCGCAGUCGUUGAACUGGGGCCCCAAAUACUGCUAUAUUUGGGGUGGCAGCAAUUUGAUCUUAGCGGCUUUCGUCUACUUCUUUGUUCCCGAGACUGGAGGAAGAACGCUUGAACAACUUGAUGAACUAUUUGAGAAGAGAGUUUCUACCAGACGGUUUGCAACAUAUGUCACUGAGCUUUGCCCCCCAGACGGAAUCAAUUCUCAUGGAUUCGAAUCGGAGAAGCAUGAUGCUGAAGCUCUUCAGACAGAGCAUCUAGAGGGACCUACUCGUCCUUAGGAAUUCUUGGCGCAUUUUAAGUAAUUACUUAUUCUCCUCAAAUUUAUAUAACUUGGGAUGUGUUUUACCCAUUGUCAAUCCCUUGGUUGGCAUUACUGUCUUAGGGAUGCUCUUCCUAUAGUGGUUGACUGGCCCGAAAUGUUCCAAUUCGCCUCAUCCCGACGCAACUCCACUUGAUGGGAAAAAAUCUUACAAGCUAAUUUAUCAUCUUUAGAACCAUGUGUCGAUUUCCUAUUGCGGUCUUUGCUGGAAGCCCUCACUAGCUUCUGUUUAGACGCCCU
Ilyonectria robusta is the source of this 1865-nucleotide messenger RNA. Its product is annotated as general substrate transporter. The coding region runs from base 1 to 1584 and encodes 527 amino acids. The record is from RefSeq and is a predicted model, not a curated record. The transcript is spliced from 2 exons. Gene Ontology annotation, biological process: carbohydrate transport; transmembrane transport. Lineage: Eukaryota; Fungi; Ascomycota; Sordariomycetes; Hypocreales; Nectriaceae. Gene Ontology annotation, cellular component: membrane. Gene Ontology annotation, molecular function: carbohydrate:proton symporter activity.